UUCGAUCUCUAUAGUAAUUUAAUCAUGACUUUUUCUUCCAGGAAACGCUUCUGGCUAGCUUUUUAUGACUUUUUCUAUCAAUGCAUGCUGGCUAGCUAGUUUCCAUUGAUAAAACCGGCCGGGGGGCUUUCUUUCGUCUUAAUUCGUUUUCUUUAUAUCGUGUCUAUUUUCUUGGCCCCUGGAGACGACAGACAAUAGAAUCGCUAACAUCAUGAAGCAAAAGAUUGUGGUGAAGGUGCAGAUGUAUUGUCAAAAAUGUCACACAAAGGCACUCAAGGUCGCAGCUGCUAUAAAUGGCGUGGAUUCUUUGACCUUAGGAGCGGAGAAAGAUGGAGCGGAGAAAGAUAGAGUGGUGGUGAUUGGGAAUGGAGUUGAUGCUGUAAAGUUGGCUACAAGUCUGAAAAAGAAACUGGAUCGGCCGGCCCAGAUUAUCAGUGUGGAAGUGGUGAAAGAAAGCUAACAUCAAGACCCCAUAUAUACUUGCGUGCAUGCCAUCCGACACGCACAGAGAGCUGAGAGUUGCAUGUUUUCUUUAUCAUUGGGCAGUACUUGAUCGAUCAGGGAGCUGAGAUUAUUUACUUAAUAUUGCUGGGAAAGAUUUUUUGUAUCUCUUCGUUAAUUCCUAAUUUUCUGAUCUCAUCAUGAAAAUGAUGUCAUUUGAGAUCCAGAUCAGAGGAUGCUAUUAUUAAUUUAUGUCAUUUGUCAUUCUCUUC
Messenger RNA from Carya illinoinensis, 713 nucleotides. RefSeq names its product disease resistance protein RGA5-like. Lineage: Eukaryota; Viridiplantae; Streptophyta; Magnoliopsida; Fagales; Juglandaceae. The record is from RefSeq and is a predicted model, not a curated record. The transcript is spliced from 3 exons. The coding region runs from base 212 to 460 and encodes 82 amino acids.